AUGGGCAAAAUCACGAAGACAAUGCAAGCGAGGCAUAAGGAGACUCUGUCUCCUUGGCUCCGAAAUUACAUUCAGACUACCUCGACGACUGCCUUGCCCCUCUUGCCAAAGCACCUUGCCAGCUUUCCGUCGAGAUGGCCGUUCGGCCGCGGCGAUCUUUACCACUGGAUCCCCCUCCUGAACCGCUUCGAUGGCAUUCUCGAGCAAUUCUGCAAAUCCUACCAGCUUCGCGAGGGUCCCCAACCGCGCGACUUUCGUUUGGACCUAUUGCUGAACCGGAAGAAUGAAUCAAUCUUGAGUGACGAGAGAGUGCUCGUAGAGGCCGUCCUGCGAUUCACCCGCAUGCUUCUGGAGCACUGUGGUAACCGAAGCAUCUACGCCAGCAGCGCCCACCUCAACGACUUGCUCAACAGCACGUCUUUACCCAUCAUCAUCGCCACGCUGGAGGUGGGCUCCGAGUUGGCACAGAGAUAUCAGGCCUCUGUCAAGCGCAUCGGGAGUUCGUCGAGGCAAAUCAGCGCGGCUCUGCUGGCAAAUCACUACAACAUCGACCUGGAUCGAGUGCAGCAGUUGGCCUUGCCUUUUGUUAAGACCCCGAUCAUCAGCCUCGCAGACUACACAUCUUCCACGACCCCUGCCUCUGCCAAGGGCAAGGACAAGGCGCAGGCUGGUGGCAACAGGAACGCGACAUCCAUGCACGCCAACGAUCUUGUUGCCGUGGCGGCGGCGGACGACAAGCGUUGGAAAGAUUGGACAGAUGUUAGAGUCUUCUACUACCCUCAAGACGUUUCGUCCAGUCCAGAUGCAACAGUCGACCACGGUCGCUCGUCUCUGCCGUCGACCCCCACUCCUCUGCGUCGAAGUUCGACCAUGAAUAACCAGCAGCAUACCCCAAGACCGCGAAAUGCUGCUGUGGAUGAUUCGUCGCCCAUCGGACCCCGCACCCCGGCUGUCGCGGACGAGCAUGCUCCCUCGGGUCAAAAGUCGGUUGACAUUCCAAGAUCAGCCGUUGCCACGACGCCGAUUUACGAGCUCGUCCAUCGGUGUCCUGACGAGAUGCUCCCUGCGGCCAAGUACGAACUGUUUCAUCGGCUGCGUGUUGCCAAGGCCCUUGUGGAGUCGACCAAGGCGCGCCAGCAGAUUCUGGCCAUCCGCCUGCUCGCGAUAACCAACUUGGCGUACAUCCAUACCGAGUCCAAUUUCGUGGAGAAGGUCCUUCGCCAGGACAUUGAUGAGACUCGACGAUACCAGCUUGUGUACCAGCUCGCCGAACUUAUCCACCCAUCGGCGGAUGGCAAGACCGACGUGCCUUUGUGGCUGCAGUCCAUCGCCCUGGCUUUGCUCGAGGCCGUCUCGGGAUUCCACGCCAGGUGCCAAGACGUUUUGUCCGCCCUCAACGCCAACGUGAAUCACGGCAUUCUGCUCUACGUCAUUAGAAAAGCAGUUGCAGGCAUGGCAGAUGACAGCGUCGCCGACAACAGCGAACAGGUUACCGAGUCCGACGAAUGGCGGAACAAUUUGUUCUCUCUGACACUUCACUUGUCCAUGACUACUCGUGUCGGAAAUGAGAUGGUGUCUGCCGGUCUGAUGGAUAUUCUUGUCGAGAUACUCAGUCUUCGAUCCAAGAUUUCUCAACGCCACCAUGCUAUGGUCCUGGCCUUUCUUGAUGGUCUCAUUUGGACGUACCAGAAUGCUUUCACUGCCUUCUUCAAUGCUAGCGGUCUCGACACAGUCGCGAAACUGCUUGUGGACGCUGUCGGCGAGGCACAGGCAUCGCUGAGCUCAUCCAAGGGCAUCAAGGCUGAUCAGCAGUCGAGUGCGGUUGACUACGAAAUUCCGUACUACCAGCAGCAGACCCUCAAAUGGCUGCUCAAGUUCAUCCAUCACGUCAUGUCCAACUCGUACACUUAUAACGGAAACACGGACCGGCUCGUGCGAAACCUGGCUGAAAAGUCCGACUUGCUGCGCAGUUUGCGAGAGAUCAUGGAGGACAAGAAGAGCUUUGGCUCCGUGGUCUGGACAAACUCGGUCACCAUUCUGAGCGACUUCAUCAACAAUGACCCAACAAGCUUCGUAGCCAUCUCCGAAUCUGGCAUGAUCAGGACCUAUCUCGAAGCCAUCACGGGCCGGCCAAUUCCAGAUGGCCAUGGCGACGAUCAGAAGAAGAAAGAGCGAGAUGAGGCAGAUGAUGAUGAUUCUCCUGACGGCUCUGCCAUCGCAUCUCUCGUGGACCAAGAUGAACGACCGCACCCUCCGCCAGAAGAUGUCCUUCGGCAAGGUCGACGUAAUCAGUUAGCCAAGGGGAUCUUGGCCUCGCCAGAGGCUAUCAACGUUGUCCCUCAGGUCUUGAACUCCAUCUCUCUCAACAACACUGGGAUGAAGCUGGUGGUCUCGUCGCGAGCCUUUGACAGCUUUUUUGAGAUAUUCGAGAGUCCUGCUCACGUCAAGUGCAUGGACUUUGAUGGUGAGCUCGCUCACAACGUUGGCGGUAGCUUCGACGAGCUUGCUCGUCACCACCCUCCUCUGCGGACAUCAAUCUCAAAUGCCGUCAUCGACAUGGUCGCGAGGGUGCGCUUCCUUGGCCUGGAGAAAGCUCGCUCGUGCGGCUGGGGCGCAAAACUCUCAGUCACCGGCUCAAAUGGCGAACUUCUCUCGGUUACUGAGAGUGGGAAGCUCGUGAACGCAAGCAAGAUCCCGCCUCAAGCGCGAGAACAUGCAGCCCCGGGUGACACCGAUGUCGACAUGUCUGACAUAGUGUCGCCGGACGACUCGAAGACGGUCAUCCGAGACGAGGAUGCAUCAGAUACCCCUUCUGAGUCGAUCACGCCAUACAUCCAUGCUUUGGCCAGCUUCCUGGCCGCCUUCUUGUCCAAUUCUCUUCUGAAGACCAAUUUCAUCAGAAAGGGAGGCAUCGAACUCCUUCUCGACGUUUGCGAAUCUCCCAGUCUCCCGGCCACCUUCGGGGACUCUCCUGCAUCCCGAGUCCUGAAUCAGGUGGUGUCGCAACUGGUCGAACAGUCCCCCAUUCGCGCCUUGCCUUCGCUGCUACGUCGUGCUCAGGCUUCAGUCGAUGUUCUUAAGCCCCUCGCAGCCAAAACAGAGACCCUUCCGCCGUACUUUGCCGCGUUUCUCACCCCCGACCUGGGACCCGUCCGCGCCGAUGAAGAGGCGCCUGAGUCUGUUUUGGCAGGGACCAGGCUCGUCAAAGCCCUGUUAAACGCACAGACCUUCAUCAAGAUCAUAUCGGACUGCUUUUUCACCUCGAGGAACAACAACCUGUCGUUCUAUCCCGUCAAUGUUUACGACUAUUACCUCGGGUUGGUCAAAUCAAUCGGUCCUCUACUGCGAGGAGUUUUAGCCGAGGAGGCGGCACAGCUGUCCGUCAUCCCCCAGCACUGGUCUUUGAGACGCCAUCCGCCUUUAGGCGACGGCGGCGCCAGAGACGGUGAUGCCGAGACUGAUGAUACGUCACUGCCCGAUGUUUUGAACACCGCAGGUGGCUGGGAAUCUUCUGGCGACGCCGGAGGCCCUACCACAACGCGCCCGACGGAGUUGGAGCAGUCCAGCGCACGCUUUCAAAACUACGAGACUCUACGGGUGCUACUCCAUCCAAUGAUUCCGACAUCCUUCCCCCUGUUUCAGUCACUUGGAAAGUCGCUUUUGCCGCGCCGCAGCGAGCCAAACCACCCCGAACCUUUCACGAGAUCUCGCCAUCUCGAGAUUGCCAAGGCUCUCGCUGACUCCAUCUUGGGCCACCUGGGGCCUUCAGUCGCCAUGCCGGAUCCGACGUCAAAAGACUUUCACUACUGGAUCAUCAUGCUUCACACCAUUCAUGAAAUGCUGAUUGACCACCCGUCGACAAGGCAAACCGACCGCUCCAACGUCCACAUCAUCAUGCCUGUUCUUCUUGCUUUCAAGGAACGGGGCGGCUUGGAUGUCCUCAACUCAAUGCUCAAGGUUUUCACCGUCGCCGUUCGCCAUGGGGCCGACACAGCUCUGGAUGAAUCCUCAAAAAGCAAGGUUGCAGCAUUUGGGCUGAAGAAGGUGCUCGACUUGUACUUCUUCUUGAUCAAUGGGAAGCAUUUGUCAGACACGGCCAACUACUUUAACCUUCAGCCUCGACAUCCAGACAGGGCCAACCCCAUUCUCGUCUAUCAGCAAAUUGUCGUCGAAUUUCGUGCGGCUGUGUUGCCAGCCGUGAUGGAACUCUGGGAUUCGAAUUUCGUCGACAAGAUUCCGGAUUCCACGGUCAAACGCUUACUGGAUAUCCUCAAAAUCAUCUCAAGCGGCGAUCACGAACUUCAAAGUGUCAAUAAGCACUCAACUCCAUUUGCCCUCUUCAAGCAAACGGAUGUCCGCUUUGACUGGCAACCACUUCGCAGCGUUGUCAAUGAAGCUCUGAAUGCUGGCUACGACCAAGGGCUAGUGCACGAGGCAGCAUACAGAGCAAACGGGAACGGUGCUUUCACCACCGAGUACUGUCGAUCCCACAAAGAUGGCCUGGCCGGUUUGCGGAAUCCGAUCCCGCUUGAGGAUGCCGACACAUCCGCAUUGGUGGGGGCCGGCACGCCUUCGAACGAUCGAGAGUCUUCGACCGUUGAACCGGAACCCUCAAACGGGCCGGCCCUCUCUGAUGCUGAUCGCAUGUCGUUGGACGCGCUGCCUGACUUGACUGCCGAGGGUUUGCGGGAUCUGAUUGAACGCUCUGAUCACAUGGACGAAACACAGGAGUCCCAAUCAGGCCCAACGACCUCGACGCCAACGGUUCCAGCAGCGGAUGGUGCUAGCCGCGAUGCCAUGGCUCAACUUGUGGCUGCAAAAGAAGGACUGGACAACCUGAGGGCUAAGCUGAGAGACAGCUUGAUCGAACAGUGCUUGGACGUCAUUCGAGCCCAUCCGGAAACGGCCAUUGAGGUAUCCGAUCUCAUCACCGCCAUGGUUAUUCGACGACAGAACCACGAGGCCCAAGAAGAUGUCGGGUCGACGCUCACUUUUGCGCUGUCGUCCCUUGCCUUCGACGAGGACGAGAAGAAGCGCAACGGUAAAUGCAUUGCUGCGUACGCCCACCUUCUGGCCUUGCUGCUUCAGGACGAGAAGUUCUUUGAACGAAACAUGGAGACUCUACGAGAAAAGGUCGACGAGUACGUGGCUUUUCUCAAGAUACCCUCGUCUUCUUCCACGGAAGAUUUGCCGCCUUGGAUUCCGUUCAUCCUCUUGAUUUUGGAGCUCUUCCUGUGCCACGACGAGCGGCCUGUCCCAGCGCAGUGGAAAGCCCCAAAGUCUCUGGAAGAACCGGUCGCGGCACCAGUCGUUCAGAUGGGAACUGCCUUGGUUGGCAGCCAAGAACGCACGAGGAUACUAGACUCCUUGCUCGACCUGCUUCCUCGGAUUGGCAAAGAAGAGAUGCUGGCAACUGCUGUUCUCAGGGUCUUGGUGAUUUUGACAAGACGUCGCGACGCGGCAAAGCUUGUGGGUGAGAAGAAGAACUUGCAGAGGUUAUUCCUGAUGGCCAAGCAACUGUCCGGAUCAGGCUCCGAGCGCCUGAAGCAAACGAGGUUAACCGCAUACAUCAUCACCGUCCUCCGUCACGUCAUUGAGGACGAGGAGAUUGUCAAGCAAGUCAUGCGCGCGGAGAUUCAAGCCGACUUUCCGAACAUACAAAGAAACCAGCGAGGGCCAACCGAUGUGACGACAUAUCUGCGAGCCAUGGCGCCGGUAGCUCUUCGGGCCCCUGACUUGUUCGUGGAAGUCACAAACGAGCUGCUCGAGUUCACGAGGUGGCAGCCCACGACUAGCGACGGAACCCGAUCUCAACCCCUGGCCAUGAAACACACUGCCAAAGAGACGUCUGAGGAGGAAAAGCCGUCUACUGAAGGGUCUGCGAGCCAAGACAUCAAGCCGUCCACAGAAGCUGCGGACAAGGAAAUGACCGAUGCCCCCAAAGCACCACAUGACAGCAAACGGCCUGUCGUCGAGAACCACGAUGGCGUCAUACAUUUUCUACUCUGCGAACUCGUCAAUUACCGCGAAGUCGAUGACAAGGAGCCUCCCGCUGUCGGCAAAGACACCAAAGCUGAACCCGAGUCAAGCGCAGAGGGUCAAGACGUCUCGAUUAGGGCCACUACAGCUGCGGACGAGAAGGACAAGAAGCAGCCAAAGCCUGUUUUCAAGGCCGUGGAGCAUCCGAUAUUCGUUUAUCGAUGCUUCUUGCUCAGCUGCUUGGCAGAGCUCCUUCAAAGCUACAUUCGAACCAAAGUGGAAUUCAUCAACUUCAAACGAAGCGCGCCUCCUCCAACAUCGCAAACUCCGAUCAAGCCAAGAUCCAGCAUCCUGAACUAUCUCAUUUACGAUUUGCUGUGCCAGGGAAAUCUCAACGGAACGACGGACAGCAUUGCGUCAAAGAAGAAGGCCGCAACUUCGUCUCUGACACAAAAGGUUCUCGUGGCACUCGUCGCCAAAACCAACGAGAGGCCAGUGGAGCGCGGUCGCGACAAAUUUGCAUACGACGACGAGCCUGAUCUACUUUUCGUGCGCAAGUUUGUCUUGGACACCAUUCUGAAGGCAUAUGAGAAGGCGCCGUUCACGGAUGAGCCACUAGAAACUCGGUACACACGGAUGCAGUGCCUUGCGGAGCUCAUGAACCAUAUGAUUGGCGAGAAAGACAAGGACCAGAGCUCUGGUGCUCGGAAUGCCGACAAUGUUCAGUCCCGUUCUCAGGCGCAGCUGCGGCGUCUGAUGUAUGAGAAGGGAUAUGUGGAAAAGUUGACAUCGUCCAUUGCAGAAAUCAGCCUCAACUACCCCGGCGUCAAGAGAGCCAUCAAAUACAUCCUUCGCGUCCUUCGGGCCCUGACCGGGACUGCCAAGGACCUGAGCCUCUCGCCUCUUGCAAGUUCAUUGCCGUCUGACCCCGUCGCCGACAAUAGCGAUGAGGGGUUCGCAUCAACCUCGUCUCUCUCGGAUUUGGAAGACGAUCGAGAAGAAACCCCCGACUUGUACCGCAACUCUGCCUUGGGCAUGCUCGAGCCCCGAGGUGAGGAUGACGAGUCAGAAGACGAGGACGAUGAUGAUGAGGACAUGUACGGCGAUGAAUACGACGACGAAGAAAUGGACUAUGGAGACGAUGACAUUUCCGACGACGGGGAAGACAACAUCAGUGACGAUGAUGAGGAGCUCAGCGGAAUGGGUGGCAUUGAAGGUCUGCACGGCGAACCUGGUGUUGUUGAAGUCAUUAUGGAUGACGAUGACGAUGACGACACCGGUGACGACGACGACGACGACGACGACGACGACGAGAUGGACUCUGCGGACAUGGAAGAUGUAGAGGACCGUGUGGAGAUAGUGGACGAGGAUGGCAAUCCCAUCGAAGAGGACGGGGAUUCAGGCUGGGAAAGCGAGAGUGACGUUGAGGAUGAUGAAGGCCAGGAGGGCGAUGAGCUGGACUACGAAGGAGAGGUGCAAGAUGUGGAUGAAGCUCACAUGCAUGACAUGGGUCCCGGUGGCUUGCUCGAUAACAUGGCUCGAGCCAUCAUGGGGGAUGAUGGUGGAUAUGAGCCUGAGCUUGGCUUGGACGAUCACUACCUCGAUGACGCUCACGAUGAAGGCGAAGACGAAGAGGAUGAAGACGACAUGGAAGACGAGGAAUACAUAUAUGAUGAUGACUAUCCUCACGAUCAGCCACCACCGAUGCCCGCCCUGGGAUGGGACGGCUUGAAUCCUGAGGUAGACGAUCGCCACCGCCAGCUCUUCUUCCUCGAGGGCAAUCACAGGAGGCCGGUACUGGCGCGGAUGGACAAUCGCAGCCCGUUCACCCCUCGUUUCAUGGCAGGAUCGAAUCGCGAUCAUCUAGAUUUCCGCAGCUACUUCUCUCGUGGCCAUCGUUCGGCCGGUCCGCAGUCAAACGCAGAGGAUGGCGUGAACCCGCUCCUUCGACGGCACCAGAAUGCAUCGGACGCGACCUCGCGCCCAGGUCACAGCCAUUCGGUAGGGCUCAGGCUACCCGAGGGCGUGUUUGGAGGCAGACAUGCCAUGGACGGACCCAUGGGCCUCUUGGGUGAACUGAUGGAGUUUCUUCCAAUCAUGGGACGCAACGCCGGUGGCCAAGCGUUUCACUUCCACAUCACCGGCCCGGGUGCCCCGCGCGAGACCCGCGAAAUCGGCGCGACUCGAUGGCCCAGAAAUGAACAACGCCGAGAUGGUUCAGUUCAGGAGCCACACCAAGCAGUCUCGUUCACGCCCGAGUCGACAUUGGACCGCUACCAGGAGGAAGCAAGAAUGAUUUUUGGAGCGAAUAUCACCGCCGAUGCUUCCAAGCUCAACAACAUCAUUGUCGCCAAGCUUACGCCCGCAGCCAUCGAGCUGGAAAAGAGGAUCAAGGCACAGGAGGCCGAGGUUCAGAAGCGUCUCGACGAGGAACGGAAGAAGCGCGAGGAAGAGGAGCGCAAGGCUCGUGAGGCCAAGGUCGCCGAGGAAAAAGCCGCCAAGGAGCAGAAGGAGGCCGAAGAGCGAGAAGCGGCCGAGCGGGCUGCCGCCGAGGCUGCCGCCAACGAUCAGCCCAGUAAUGAUGAGCCGGACGUUUCAAGUGGGCAGGCUGGUACUCAGAGCAGCGCGACGACCGAAAGCGGUGGUCAGCCACGCGUCAUGACGACUCUGAGGGGCGAGGAGGUCGAUGUCACGGAGCUGGGCAUCGAUCCUGAUUAUCUUGCGGCUCUGCCGGAAGAAUUCAGGGAAGAAGUCAUUGCCCAAACUGUGAGCGAGAGGCGGUCGCAAGCUCGCGAAGAGGCUGCAACGGGCGAGUCCACCGAGGUCUUCCAAGAGUUCCUCGACGCCCUUCCGGAGGAGUUGCGUUUGGAGAUUGCGCAGCAGGAAAGGCAAGACGAACGUCGUCGACAGCGUGAAGAGGCUCGCCGCCAAGCCGCUCACGCCGGUGGCCCAGUUGCGGUCGCAACUGAGAUGGAUCCCGCCAGCAUUUUGCUGACCUUCCCGCCCGAGUUGCGUGAGCAAGCGUUGAUUGACCAGGGCGAGAACAGAGUUCAGCGGCGGACUGUAGUCCAGAUGCUCGACAAGUCCGGGAUUGCGACGUUGCUGCGGUUGAUGUUCAUUGCCCAGCAGGGGUCCAUCCGCAACUAUCUGUUCAGCGUUUUCGCCGACGUUUGCGAGAAUCGACAGACUCGUCUCGAGGUCAUCAGCAGUAUUCUGCAAAUUCUCCAAGAGGGCAGUGCCGAUAUGAAUGCCGUCGAGCGAAGCUUUGGACAGCUCUCGCUGAAGGCGAGGAGGCACAAAGACAAGGAGGCUGAAGCGAAAACUCCACAAAACCUCAGGAGGACGUUGACAGGUGUGGCCGCCACCAGCACCGCUCCGACAAACUCGGAAACGUCGCCGCUCCUGAUUGUUCAGCAGUGCUUGGACCUUCUUGUGGAUCUCUGCACGCGAAGUCACCACAUUCCAUGGCUUUUCUUGACCGAGCACGAGAUUGUCGGGACAACACUGAAGAGGGCACUGAGCCGCAAAGGCAAGGUCAAGGACUCCAAGGCUCACAAAUACGCCAUCAACUCCUUGUUAACGCUCUUGGACCGCGAUUUGGUGACCGAGAGCUCCCUUGUGAUGACCCAUCUUGCGGACUUGUUGAACCGCGUCACGCUUCCUCUCCAGAACCUGGAGCGCCGCCGCAGGGAGACUGCCGAAGAGACCAAGGCCGCCGAGGCAGUGCCUGAGGCGUCGAGCGCGGCUGAGCAGGCAGAGUCUGCUGAGACCCACGGCACGACGCCUGGCCAUGGUCAAGCCUCAGACCAGCAUGGCCCUGAUGCCGAGGCUACGAAGGACGCGGAAGAGAAGAAGGAGGCCACACAGAAGCGCCCUCGUCAACUGCAGCCGCCAGUCAUCCCGCCGCAAAACCUGACGCUCGUCGUGCGGAUCUUCGUGGCCAGAGAAUGCAACUCCAAGACGUUCCAGAACACCAUCUCGACGAUCAAGAACCUGUCCGUCAUUCCGGGAGCAAAGGAGGCGUUUGGUCAAGAACUCGUUCGCCAGGCGCAGCUCCAGAGCGAAAACAUCGUCUCCGAUCUGGACGAUCUUCUCCCGCACAUCAGCCGGGCCACAACCGGAACCGAGAUCCAGGGGGUUGCCCUCGCCAAGUUCUCUCCAGGCGCAUCGGAACAAAACAAGCUCCUCCGGGUUCUCACCGCACUGGACCACCUGUUUGAUGGCAAGAAGAAGAUCCGAGACGAGGAAGAUGAAAACGCGAGGGAGAAGGAGAAGCAAUAUCUGGUCACCUCUCUUUACCACAAUUCCACCUUUUCGGCAAUGUGGGAGAAGCUCAGCGCCUGUCUGCGGGCUAUUCGUCAGCGAGAGAACAUGCUCAACGUUGCCACGAUCCUGCUGCCCCUCAUCGAGUCUCUCAUGGUGGUGUGCAAGAACACAACAAACGAUGACCAGCCUCAGAGCCAAAUCUUCAGAGACAUGGUUCUUUCCAGCCCACCUCCAGAGUCCCGCACUGCAAGUCUUUUUUUCAGCUUCACCGAGGACCACCGGCGCAUUUUGAACGAGCUUGUGCGUCAUAAUCCGAAGCUCAUGUCAGGCACCUUUGCUCUCUUGGUCAAGAACCCCAAGGUCCUUGAAUUCGAUAACAAGAGAAACUACUUCAACCGCAGUGUCCACUCGCGCAGCGGGCAAAGCAAUGGGCGGCCGUCGUACCCGGCGCUGCAGCUGUCUGUCCGCCGCGACCAUGUCUUCCACGACUCGUUCAAGUCUCUCUACUUCAAGUCUGGCGACGAGAUGAAGUUUGGAAAGCUCAACAUUCGCUUCCACGGGGAAGAGGGCGUGGAUGCUGGAGGCGUCACCCGCGAGUGGUUUCAGGUCCUCGCGCGCCAGAUGUUUGAUCCCAACUACGCCCUGUUCAUCCCCGUCUCAUCCGACCGCACGACCUUCCACCCGAAUAAGCUCAGUGGCAUCAACGACGAGCACCUGAUGUUCUUCAAGUUCAUUGGGCGCAUCAUUGGCAAAGCCCUUUACGAGGGUCGGCUGCUUGACUGCUUCUUCAGCCGCGCUGUGUACAAGCGGAUUCUCGGCAAGUCGGUCUCGGUCAAGGAUAUGGAGUCAUUCGACCCCGACUACUACAAGUCCCUCUGCUGGAUGUUGGACAACGACAUUACCGAUAUCAUCACCGAGACCUUUUCGGUCGAAGAUGACGAGUUCGGCGUCACCACUGUCGUAGAUCUCGUUCCCAACGGGCGAGAGAUUUCCGUGACCGAAGAGAACAAGCACGAGUAUGUGCGUCUCGUCGUCGAGCACAAGUUGCUGUCUUCUGUCAAAGACCAGAUGGAGCACUUCUUGAAGGGCUUUCACGAGAUCGUACCGGCAAAGCUUAUCUCGAUUUUCAACGAGCAAGAACUCGAGCUGCUGAUUUCCGGCCUUCCAGACAUUGACAUUGACGACUGGAAGAGCAACACGGAAUACCAAAACUACAAUCCUUCAACCCAGCAGAUUCAGUGGUUCUGGAGAGCGGAGCUAGAGGGUAUGAACGGUAUCAACCGCUUCAACAUCCACCGCGACUACGGCAACAAGGACCGCCUGCCUUCCUCGCAUACUUGCUUCAACCAACUGGAUCUUCCCGAGUACGAGACGUACGAUAUGUUGCGUUCUCAGCUUCUGAAGGCUAUUACUCAAGGAAGCGAGUACUUCGGAUUUGCCUAA
Hirsutella rhossiliensis is the source of this 11688-nucleotide messenger RNA. Its product is annotated as HECT-domain (ubiquitin-transferase) domain-containing protein. NCBI's taxonomy places the organism in Eukaryota, Fungi, Ascomycota, Sordariomycetes, Hypocreales, Ophiocordycipitaceae. Gene Ontology annotation, molecular function: ubiquitin-protein transferase activity. Bases 1 to 11688 code for a protein of 3895 amino acids. The record is from RefSeq and is a predicted model, not a curated record. Gene Ontology annotation, biological process: positive regulation of protein catabolic process; protein polyubiquitination; proteasome-mediated ubiquitin-dependent protein catabolic process. The transcript is spliced from 11 exons.